AUGAUCGCUACGCGCACCUCGGUGCUGCUUGCUUUCAGGCCUUUUCAACAUGGCUCCCGAUUAAAUCAACUUGACCAGAAUAUCCUCCUUUCGUUAUAUAAUUCCUCUCCCCGACACUCGCGGAUACUAUCCCGCACUCUGCAUCAGCUGGUGCGAUCGAACCCCUCCAGGAACCAAAGCCCAUUUCAGUCACUGAAGUUGCUGAGCGGUCCUGCACUUAAGGCAAGCGGUCUCAAGACACCCUUCAGUCCUCGAAUAGCCGCGCAAGCAGUAUGCUUUUCGAGCGGUCGCAAACUACACGAGACGCCUACUCCGGUCAUUAAAGAGCAACAGCGAACAAAAUCUACCGACGAAACGGAUGACGAGGAUGCGUUUCACAGAAGUGAAAAGGCACACCAAGCUUCGCAUGUGAACCUCAGUGCGAGGCUAUCAAAAGAGGGUGCUACGGGCAAGAGCUCUGGCUUUGGGGAGAUAUGGCGAUUGAUCAAGAUUGCACGUCCAGAAGCGAAAGUCCUCGCGCUGGCCUUUAUUCUUCUCCUGAUAUCCUCAUCUAUCACCAUGUCAAUACCAUUUUCAAUUGGCAAGAUCCUGGAUAUAGCUACCAAAGGGGGAGCGAAGACGGAGGGCGUCGAGCUAGAGCAGAAGACGGAUAUGCUCUUUGGGCUCAGCUUGACAACAUUCUACACUGCCCUUGUGUGUAUUCUUGCGACCGGCGCGGCAGCAAAUUACGGACGUAUCAUUAUCCUACGAAUCGUGGGCGAGAGGAUUGUGGCUAGACUCCGAUCCAGGCUCUUCCGGCAGACCUACAUUCAAAAUGCCGAGUUUUUUGACGCCAAUCGUGUAGGCGAUCUGAUUUCCAGACUCAGCUCUGACACCAUCAUUGUUGGCAAGUCUAUCACGCAAAAUCUUUCCGAUGGACUUCGCGCUUUCGUUAGUGGAGCUGCUGGUUUUGGCCUGAUGGCAUGGGUGUCUCUGAAAUUGACCGGUAUUCUGGCACUGCUGUUUCCCCCGGUUGCACUCGGGGCAUUCUUUUAUGGACGAGCGAUCAGAAACCUGAGCCGCAAAAUCCAAAAGAACGUCGGCACGUUGACGAAGAUUGCAGAAGAACGGCUCGGCAACGUCCGGACUUCGCAGGCGUUUGCAGGCGAAAUCCUCGAGGUUCAUCGGUACAACACGCAGGUGCGUAAGAUCUUCGAGCUGGGAAAGAGAGAGUCCAUCAUUAGUGCGACCUUCUUCUCGUCCACCGGGUUUAUGGGCAACAUGACGAUCCUGUCACUCUUGUAUGUGGGUGGGGGUAUGGUAUCAAGUGGCACAAUCAGUAUCGGAGAGCUCACGUCCUUCCUCAUGUACACUGCAUACGCAGGUUCUUCCCUCUUUGGGCUUUCGUCGUUCUACUCGGAGCUGAUGAAAGGCGUCGGAGCGGCGUCACGGUUAUUUGAAUUGCAAGAUCGGAAGCCAACCAUCUCUCCUACGAAGGGUACAAAAGUGGUAUCAGCACGAGGUCCCAUUCGAUUCGAGAAUCUCUCAUUCAGCUAUCCUACUCGCCCGGCUGUGAGUAUCUUUAGGAACCUGGAUUUUGAAAUACCCCAGGGUGCAAACGUGGCCAUUGUUGGCCCAUCUGGUGGUGGAAAGAGUACAAUUGCGUCCCUAAUCUUGCGGUUCUAUACGCCUACCGAGGGUCGCAUAUUGAUUGAUGGCAAGGACAUUGCAACGAUGAAUGUCAAGUCUCUCCGACGCAGGAUUGGUAUCGUGUCACAGGAACCGGUCUUGUUUUCUGGGACCAUAGCCGAGAACAUCGCCUAUGGUCGACCUCAUGCGACCCGAGCAGAGAUCAUGCGCGCAGCGAGAAGAGCAAAUUGCCAGUUCAUUAGCGAUUUUCCCGAUGGUCUGGACACUCCCGUCGGUGCGCGUGGCACGCAGCUCUCGGGUGGCCAAAAGCAGCGCAUUGCCAUUGCUCGCGCCCUGGUCAAGGAACCCGACAUUCUGAUCCUGGAUGAAGCCACCAGUGCUCUUGAUGCCGAGUCGGAGACCUUGGUGAAUGAGGCUCUGGCCUCGUUGCUCAGAGGGAGUAACACGACAAUUUCCAUUGCCCACCGUCUGUCCACCAUCAAACGAUCCGACACCAUCAUUUGUCUGGGUAGCGAUGGACGUGUUGCGGAGAUGGGCAGCUACAAGGAACUCAGCAGUCGACCCGAUGGGGCUUUCACGAAGCUGAUGGAAUGGCAAAUGAGUGGUGGGGAGAGAGCCCAGGAUGACGUGGACAAGUUGGCAAUCGAUGCCGAACAUAUCAAAGGGCCGCCAACAGAGAAAGAUGAGAUUGAAGUGGAGCUGGAAGAACAAAGUGAGGGCGAGGGCGAGAGUGAGGAGGAUCUUGAGGCCAGCAAGGCACAAGAGACAGUUAAGAAAGCAGUGGAAGAGAAGAAGCCAUGA
This is a messenger RNA of Fonsecaea pedrosoi CBS 271.37, 2430 nucleotides long. RefSeq lists its product as uncharacterized. Gene Ontology annotation, cellular component: membrane. The record is from RefSeq and is a predicted model, not a curated record. NCBI's taxonomy places the organism in Eukaryota, Fungi, Ascomycota, Eurotiomycetes, Chaetothyriales, Herpotrichiellaceae. Gene Ontology annotation, biological process: transmembrane transport. Bases 1 to 2430 code for a protein of 809 amino acids. The transcript has a single exon. Gene Ontology annotation, molecular function: ATP hydrolysis activity; ATP binding; ABC-type oligopeptide transporter activity.